GACUUCUGCCGAAGGGGCGUGGCUGAAUUCCUCACAGCAGUGCGCAGGGCGAGUGCGUACGGGAAGGAAAUGGAAAGAAGUGUCCAUUUAAUGUAGAUCUCUGGUAGAUUUUGUAAGGCGUCGAGAGGGAUCAUAUUAGAACACUGCCUACGCUGCACGGUGUGACGGUGUGGCUGUAGAGAUGUUCAAAUCCAGGAAGACCCGCAAGGGUUUGGUGCAGAUGGGCACAUGUGACCCACCCCAAGGCCCAGGGGUGCACAUCUUCCUUCUCUGGAGCAAAGAAGGCGAGCACUAUCUGUCCCACACUGAGGAGGGACAAGUGACAGCUGAGGAGCUGUUAAUCGAAAUAGCCCAGCAUAUCGGUGUCACUCCUUUGUGCCACAGUCUGUUUGCCCUGUAUGACCCUUCUUCGAAGUGCUGGUACAGUCCAAACCACACCUUCACCACAGAGAAGCAGAUUGGCCUGGUUCUCCAUUACCGCAUGAGGUUCUACUUUCGCAACUGGCACGGAAUCAGCGAACAGGAAGGCCCCGUGUUCCGCUGUUCUCUACGCACGGCCGAAAACAAGGCGCUACAUCAGAGGGAGAAGAUCACGGGCACACCUCUUUUGGAGCAGCCCUGCCUUGAAUACCUGUUUGCUCAGGCCAAAUUUGACUUUGUCAAUGAUGUGGCGUCGCUGGACGAAGUCCAGGAGGAGCAGGAGCUUAGUCGCUUCAAGAGUGAAUGUUUGGGCAUGGCGGUGCUGCACCUGUGCCAGCAGGCCUUACAGUCAGGCUGCACACUGCAGGAUAUGGCCAAGAAGACCAGAUACUUGCAGUGCAUCCCACGCUCCUUCGCUAUGCAGAUUCAGCGUGACAACUUCCUGACCAAGGUGCGCAUCCGCCGUGUCUUCUCGCAGUUUGUGCGCAGCUUCCAGCUACACACGGUUGGCACGGGCCGCCUCACCCAGCAGGACAUCAUGUACAAGUAUGUGGCUACCCUGGAGCACCUGGCACCCCACUUUGGUACCGAGUCUUUCACCAUCAGCCGCCUCACCAUCUCACCUGAUGGAAGUAGCAGCAGUGGCUCCGUUGGCAUGAGUCCUGAAUGGAGCAAAGGUUCGGAGGUCACCCAUGAGGUCAUGGUGUCCGGAACAGAGGGAAUCAAGUGGAGGAAGGUCCAGGUGCAGGAGAGCAGUUUCUGUGGGAAUGACUACCAAGGCAGAACAAAGAGAGAAAAAUCUCUCAUAACUCAGCAGGCUGACAAACCCCCCACUACCUGGAACAUAUUUUGCGACUUCCCAGAAAUCUCCCACAUUGUCAUCACUGGAUCCACUGUGUGUGUGAACCGACAGGACAACUCCUUCAUGGAUGUUUGUCUCGGCUCGUCUCUGGAAGCGCAAUCCUUUGUCUCCCUCCUGGAUGGGUACUUUCGUCUCACCGCAGAUGCCCACCACUACCUGUGUCACGAGGUGGCCCCGCCCCGGGUGGUGCUGAGCUCAGCAAAUGGCCUGCAUGGCCCUAUGCAGGAGGAGUUUGCUUUGCAGAAGCUGCGGAAGGAGGCGGGGGAGGAGGGUUUGUUUCUGGUGCGCUGGAGUGUUCUGGACUUCCACCGCAUUAUACUGACUGUUCUCAGCAAGGCACAGAAUGGAACACCCCCAACCCACAGGCAGUUCCGAAUCCACCAAAAGGGACCCACCUUUGUUCUGGAGGGCUGGGAUCGGGAGUUUAACUCAGUCAGACAGCUGACUGACAGCCUGAAGACGUGCGUGCUCAGGUCGGGGAAUUGCAACUUCGUAAUCAGGAAAUGCUGCCUGCCCCGGACAGGAGACCUGUCAAAUCUCAUUGUGAUAAGGCAGCGGGGAGAAUCCCAAGCACCGACCUACUCCCUGAACCUCAGCCAGCUGCGCUUCCACCAGAUAAGAGACAAAGAGAUCACGCAGGAACAGCACCUGGGCCGGGGCACUAGAACCAACAUUUACUCAGGGUGGCUGCGAGUACGGGGUAACUCUGAGGACGAAGAGGAUGAUAGCUACGGUGGCUGGAAUGGCAACGAGGGCCGCUCCCAUGACAAAGGGAUCCGCGUGGUGCUGAAGAUCCUGGACCAGAGCCACAGGGACAUUGCUCUGGCUUUUUUUGAAACAGCAAGCCUCAUGAGUCAGGUAUCCCACAGCCACCUGGUCUUCGUCCAUGGCGUGUCUGUCAAAGGGUCAGAAAACAUUAUGGUGGAAGAGUUUGUGGAGUUUGGACCACUGGACGUUUUCCUGCGACGGGAGAGGGGGGUGGUCACACCACAGUGGAAGUUCACUGUCGCCAAACAGCUAGCCAGCGCCCUAAGCUACCUGGAGAGCAAGCAUUUGGUGCAUGGGAACGUGUGCUGCAAGAACAUCCUUGUGGCACGGAAGGGUCUAGAAGAGGGCACCUUUCCCUUUGUUAAACUGAGUGACCCAGGCAUCGCCUUCAGUGCACUGUCCAGGGAAGAGCGAGUGGAGCGAAUCCCCUGGAUUGCCCCGGAGUGUGUGCCGAAUGGGGCCCGUCCAGGCAGCACGGCUGAUCAGUGGGGCUUUGGGAUCACGCUGCUGGAGAUCUGCAACGACGGUGAUCUGCCCAUGAGUGAGAUCACGCUGGCUGAGAAGGAAAGAUUUUAUGAGACACAGAGCCACCUGCCAGAACCAUCCUCCCAGGAGCUGGCCAGUUUCAUCAGGAUGUGUCUGAACUACGACCCUACAGAAAGGCCGUCGUUCCGCACGAUCCUGCGAGAGCUGACAGAGCUGCAGUUCAAAAACCCAGACAUCUCUUCCAAGUGCGACACCCAUCCAGGGACUGAUCCCACCGUCUUCCUGAAGCGCUACCUGAGGAAGAUACGGGACCUGGGAGAGGGUCAUUUUGGGAAGGUGAUGCUGUACGUGUAUGAUCCAGCAAAUGAUGGCACGGGCGAGUAUGUGGCAGUAAAGGCACUGAAGCAGGAAGGUGGUGGCCAGAGACAUGAUGGCUGGAGGAAGGAGAUUGACAUCUUGAAGUCACUAUACCACAGCAACAUUGUCAAAUACAAGGGCUGUUGCUCAGAGCUCGGUGGGCAGGUGGUGCAACUGAUCAUGGAGUACCUACCGCUGGGCAGCCUGCGGGAUUAUCUACCAAAACACAGAUUUGGUGUGGCACAGAGCCUUCUGUUCGCGCAGCAAAUUUGCCAGGGGAUGGAGUACUUACACUCCAAGCGGUACAUUCACCGGGACUUGGCAGCACGUAAUGUCCUUGUGGAGAAUGAGAACGUGGUGAAGAUUGGAGACUUUGGGCUCAGCAAGUACCUCCCAGAGGGAGAAAUUUACUAUCGUGUCCGUGAGGACGGGGAUAGCCCAGUGUUCUGGUAUGCCAUUGAGUGCCUGAAGGAGAGCAAGUUCUCCUUUUCCUCAGACAUUUGGUCCUUCGGUGUGACACUGUAUGAGCUGCUGACUCACUGUGAUCACCGCCAAAGCCCUCCCACGAAGUUCUUUGAGAUGAUGGGUGCUGUUCAUGGUCAGAUGACGGUUAUGAAGCUGAUUGAGCUGCUGGAGAGGCGCCGGCGGUUGCCCUGCCCACGCGACUGUCCUCCAGAGGUGUACAAAGAGAUGGGGCAGUGCUGGGACGUGGACCCCACCAAAAGACCGACCUUCCAGUCCCUCAUCAGCACUCUGGGUGAGAUCCGCAAGACUUACCAGCAGCAGCCUAUGAUCCGGCUGGCCCAAAUCAACCAGUGCUGAUUGAGCAUCCAGCUUCACUGCUAGCAUGGUUGCCUUUCCAACCUACUUUACCCUGUGGCAGCAGCAGCUUGGCUCUGAUCAACUACUGUAACCAAAGUCCUGUGUCUGCUGGCUCAAACCAUGAUGCCUUUAGCCUGUGCAACACCAUGGUAUGUGUUUUGCCUUGACCUUGAGGACUGCUCCUGCACCCAUUCAUGUUGAUGGGUUCCAAGAAACUUUGACAAAUGUCUGUGCAGCGUGUCAUAAGGCAGUCUGGAACUGUGUUGUCCUGUAAUCCACAUUCUUUGAAGAGGAACUCAAAAUACAGCAUUUCCUACAUUUAAUGUGAAUGAGGUAAAAAGACUUGCACAUAGUGCUCAUAAUCAGUCACUUUUAUUGUGGCUGAAUAGCUGAAAAGCUAAGGACUGAACUCCAGGAGCUCAUGUUGGAUAUCUGGGAAAUGGAGUACUUGUACAGUAAUCAAGUUUCUGAAUUGCCUAAUAUGCCUCCCUCUUACCUUUAUGAGCCAAUGCAGUGACUCUUUUGUGCUCUCUGAGUGCUAUGUCCUAUUGAGAUUUGAGCUAUUGUUGCUUUGCAUUAUUACAGUAAUAUCAAAUUGUGAUGCUAAAGGUAAUUUCUUGGUUUCAAUAACUGUACACAAAUAUAUUAUAAAUUUCAAAUUCUAAUAUAAACUUACACUAAGUGCUGCAUUAUCCAUGUAUUAUAGCCUACAUAAAGAUAUCUAAUAAAAUUAUUGGACAAAAUGAAAAGAAAUUUCAUCCUGUCUUUGCCAAAGCAACAGAUACGUUUGUUGUGUUAAGUUAAAGUGGUUUCUUAAAUCCUUGCUUAAACCAGUAUCCAAAAUGUUGCAUUAAAUUGAAAAAUGUCAGGAAGUGCGCA
This is a messenger RNA of Scleropages formosus (Asian bonytongue), 4594 nucleotides long. RefSeq names its product tyrosine kinase 2 (gene tyk2). The transcript is spliced from 24 exons. Gene Ontology annotation, biological process: growth hormone receptor signaling pathway via JAK-STAT; protein phosphorylation; cell differentiation. Gene Ontology annotation, molecular function: growth hormone receptor binding; non-membrane spanning protein tyrosine kinase activity; ATP binding. NCBI's taxonomy places the organism in Eukaryota, Metazoa, Chordata, Actinopteri, Osteoglossiformes, Osteoglossidae. The record is from RefSeq and is a predicted model, not a curated record. Gene Ontology annotation, cellular component: membrane; cytosol; cytoskeleton. Bases 182 to 3715 code for a protein of 1177 amino acids.